Molecule: messenger RNA, 1898 nt
Organism: Caenorhabditis sp. 36 PRJEB53466
Lineage: Eukaryota; Metazoa; Nematoda; Chromadorea; Rhabditida; Rhabditidae
Source: the annotation of a GenBank genome assembly
AUGAGUGUUGAAAAAACACAGGAAAUAUUUGCGGCACUUAUUCAAAAACCACAAUUAACAGACCAACUAUUAUCUCGACCGCCGUUUAAGUUUAUUGUGGACAUUGUUAACAGUGUAAUCAAGGCAACAGGUUAUUUAAAGGUCAACUUAAAUAUUGCAAUGAAACUAAUGCUUAACAAAGUUAAAUUUCAGGAUGAGUUUUCGGAAGAAGACCUGUCCAGUGCAGGCUCUGAUAAAAACUCAAAGACAGCUUUUCUAGAGAAACUCAUUAACAUUUUGGAUGAUGGUAGUUUAAAAAAUGUGAAAGCAGCCAAAAUUAUUUCUGGAAAAGAUGCUGAAGAAACUAAUAAAGUGAGUUAAAUAUACUUUUCUUAACUUUUCGUUAUGUCACUCCACAGAUGUUGCAAAAACUUGGAACAAAUGCAGCGAGUUUUCAACCCAAAAUACUUAAGAAAAAGUCUAGCAAAAAAUCAAAAGACGAUGAGAAACAAUUGAGCAAAGAACGAAAAAGCAAAAAAGUAAGAUCUUCAUUAUAGUUUUUAUGCUAAGCUAAUUUUAUAAUCUCAGGAAGUUCAUGAUGAAAAAUUAGAGAAAAGCAAAACCAGUAGCAAAGCUGACGACAAACCUGUUGAAGAGAGGAAAAAGAAGAAGCCAAACUCAAUUUCUAAAGAACGUAACAAGUCAUCCGAAAGAAAAUCUUCUAAAGAAAAAACAAAUACAAAAUCGACGGACGCAAUUGAAAUACCGAAGAAAAGCAAGAAAAUUUCAAGUGUACGUGCUCUCAAAAGGGCAGACUCAAUGAUAGCAAUAAACGGAGAUGCUCCUGGUACCCCUAACAAUGACAUUGAUAAUCCUCCCGAUGAAGGGUAUAAUGAUCAAGAAGUUGUCGGACCACCGCUUUUGACUAACUCACAGAGUGAAAACAAUGUCGAGACAUAUUUAAUGCAACAACCAGUAUUGAUGCCUUCAGAAAUGGGGGAAGAAGUCACAUCAAGUCCAAUUAAACUAGAAGACACACCUCUGAUCAUCAGGUAAAUUUGUGAAUUGACACUUAGUAUUGAAUGAGUAAUGUAGGCCAACGACAGCAGCUGCCGGAGGUAGACCAAUGACAUCAAUGGGCAGACCAGGAACAGCAGCGUCCAGACCAGCUCCACCUAAACUAAAGAAAAAACAAAUCGCGAAUGUGGAUGCAAUUCCCCAAGAAGUAAACAAAAGCAUAUUAAAGUUUAAAAACUUGAUAACUCUGCAGGUGAUCGAGUUGAAAUCAAAAAUAAUAAAUGAGGACGAAAAAAAUGACAUCAAUGAACAUGCCGAAAACUUCAUUAUGGAGAACGAUGAGGAGGAAGAGCACCCUGUAAUCGAUAUUGAAGCGGUUGAUGAAGAAGAUAGAGGAGCUUUAGUUCAAAAAAUAAUUGACAAAAAAGCCGAAAUUGAAGACGGAGCAACUCAAGAUCAUGAAGGCAAUUUAGACGCGGACCGUACGAUGUCGGUGGAGAAAGCAAAAGUGCGAGCGCUACAGGAUAAAUUACAAGAUCUGACUCGUUCUGCAUAUCCAUUCGCUCGUCUUUUCGAUUUUGCAAAUGUGAGGAGCAGAUUUUGAAAAAGUGAAUACAUUUUAUUACAGGAUGAUAUUGAAUCUAUGAUAAAAGAGUUGGAACGAUGGAGAAGUGAACAACGUCUAAAUGAACAAGAAGAUCAGAACAAAAGAGCAGCAGGCUAUGGGGACAGCAGCAGGUAUUUUAGACUGGUUACGUAAGCUAAAGAUAUUUUUCAGACUUUAUAAUAUAAUAGCUAACUUACAAAAAGAAAUAAACGAUAUAAAGGAAGAGCUCAGCAAAGCACGUGGACGCGUUCUUAAAAACGAAAAACGCAUUCAGCUGUUCAUUGCAAAUUUCUGA